Molecule: messenger RNA, 1100 nt
Organism: Lates calcarifer (barramundi perch)
Lineage: Eukaryota; Metazoa; Chordata; Actinopteri; Centropomidae
Product: hepatitis A virus cellular receptor 1-like
Exons: 9
Coding region: 232-951 (239 amino acids)
Source: RefSeq, a predicted model, not a curated record
UCUGCAAACUUCAGAGGGGAUGGGAAAUAAAAUCUCUCCAGUGAGUCCUGGGUCUACCCUGAGGUCUCCUCCCAGCUGGACGUACAGGAAAACCUCCAAAGGAAGGAGCCCAGGAGGAUCCUGAUCACAGUGAAUAAUGAGGAUCAGUGGAAAGGGGAAAUAACAACAGUGAUUCGUCAUCUGUCCGUCCAUCUGUUCAUUCGUUCGUCUGUCUGUAGGAAACACAACAACAUGCUCUCGCUGCUUCUUCAUACCUUCACCUCCGUCUCCCUCCUCACAGUGUCUGCCCUUUUGUCUGCGGUCACCACGGAGACGGUGGUGGGCGUGGCCGGGCGGAGGGUGACGCUGCCGUGUCGUACAGAGGCGGCGAACCAGAGAGGGGUGGAGGUGUGCUGGGGGAGGGGGGAGCCAUCACUGUUCACCUGCCACAACACCGUGAUCAACGUCAAUGGAGACCACAUCUCAUACAGGAAGUCAUACAGGUACUCCGUCUCCUCCUCCUCCUCUCUGAUCAUCUCCAUGUCUCGUCCGUCAGACUCUGGUUUCUAUCACUGCAGAGUUCAGCUGCCCGGCCUCUUCAACGACCAGACGUCCACCGUCCACCUCAUCAUCAUCCCUCGCUCUGUGGUCUCUGAUGACGGGGACGCCGAGAACCUGAACGCACCACCCGCUACAACGAGUCCCACCACAAGAGACGGGACAGAGGAGACAGGAAGUGAUGUCACCGACUCCACAGAGCCAAUGGUGGCGCUGGUUCAGUUGCCUGUCCAGCAGCAGCAGGUAAACAGUCUGCAGACGUUUGUUGGAAACACAGUGAGACUGUCCUUCAUCAUCUUCAUCCCUGCUCUGCUGCUGACUGCUGCUUACAGAGUGUGGAGGACCAAUCAGAAACCAGAGACUGACAGGAGGCUGAACCAAUCAGAGGAGGAGGAGGAGGUCACCUGUGUGUGAUAAAGCUGUCAUUUCAUCCCAUCACCUCCAGUCUUCAUGUCCAGUCCACUCCUCAUCACCUUCAUCACAUCACUCUGUCUUUGUUGCUCUCGUGUUGUAAAGUUGUUAAAUCUUUCUUUUUGUAAAGUUAAUAAAUUCAUUUAAAACAA